ACUAACUCCAUAAGUACCAUCGGCUCUCCUCUCCCACAACUUCUCCCACAGCAAAACAUGGCUCAAACGGCGGUGCGUUUCGGCAUUCUUGGCUGCGCCAACAUAGCGCGCCAGCUUUCCCGGGCCAUUGCGCUGUCGUCGAACACCACCCUCUGUGCCGUUGCCAGCCGCUCGGUCGAGAAGGCCGAGAAAUUCGUGGCCGACAACAGUCUUCCCUCGACGGUCAAGAUCUAUGGCGAGUGGGAGGUCCUCGACGACCCGGACAUCGACGCUGUCUACAUCCCCCUGCCGACCACCUUGCACGUGAAGUGGGCGGUGGCAGCCGCCGAGAAGAAGAAGCAUGUGCUGCUGGAGAAGCCAGUCGCACUGGACGUGGCGGAGCUCGACCGGAUCCUCGAGGCCUGCGAAUCAAACGGCGUGCAGUUCAUGGACGGGACGGUGUGGGUGCACCACCCGCGGACGGGGCGGAUGAAGGAGGCGCUCGGGGACGAGAGGUGCUUUGGUCAACUCAAGUUGAUACACAGUGUGCUUGGCUACAAUGCCGGUCCAGACUUUCUAAAGAAUGACAUUAGGGUCAAACCCGACUUGGAUGCUCUUGGAGCCCUAGGAGACAUUGGAUGGUAUUGCAUCAGGUCAAUCCUCUGGGCAGCUGACUAUGAGCUCCCCAAAACGGUGGUGGCCAUGCACAAGCCCGUCUACAACGAUUUAGGAGUGAUUCUGUCUACAGGAGCUUCAUUAUACUGGGAAGAUGGCAAAGUGGCGACUUUUUAUUGCUCCUUCCUGUCGCACAUGACGUUCGACCUCACCGUCCUUGGAACCAAAGGGGCUCUCCGGGUCAACGACCUCGUCAGCCCGUUCCAAGAAAGUUACGGGUCUUUCAGCUUGGUUUCUGAGUCGGAUUUUGCCCACCUGGAGCCCGGCCGGUGGGCCCCCGUGCCGCAGGAGCACCGUGUCGGAUCAGAGGUUCCUCAGGAGGUGCUUAUGGUGAACGAAUUUGCAAAGUCGGUUGCGAAAAUCAGAGGGGAGGGUUUGAAGCCGGAUUGGGAGUGGGCAAAGAUAAGUAGAAUGACUCAGCUGGUGAUGGAUGCAGUGAAGGCCUCCAUGGAGAAGGGUUUCCAGGCUGUCGAGCCAGUUGAAUAUAGCUGAGAUUUCUUCAUUGCCGCUUCUCGAGUGGGGACAAAAAGUACCAUCGACGUCCCCACACCAGUUGCAAUCAGGACUUUGCGAUCUUUGAAUCGAAGUGCGGCGCCAUUGAACCCUGAAGAUCGAAUUGGUUCCGGAUAAUCGCCUGGUUCUGAUUAACAUAUGUAAUUAGCAUACCGUUAAGUAUUGUUUUCAUGUUGUUUAAAUUUGAUUUUGUUGUGUUUUCUUUGUAGGUCAAUGUUUGCUUAAAAAUGUUAGCCAGUGAUAUAUGAACAUAUUUUGCAAUCAAAGUCAACGAGAAAAUUCGGGCUCACUCCAUAUAUCGGGAAUAAAUACGUCAUAUGAUCUACAGACCAUGUAAAUUAAAGCCAUUUGAACAGCUAUUUAUGAGAGCCCAUGAUGAGACUCACAUAAUUAAUGAUUCAGAUUGUACUUAUUUUUCA
This is a messenger RNA of Eucalyptus grandis, 1586 nucleotides long. RefSeq lists its product as uncharacterized. The record is from RefSeq and is a predicted model, not a curated record. Gene Ontology annotation, molecular function: nucleotide binding. NCBI's taxonomy places the organism in Eukaryota, Viridiplantae, Streptophyta, Magnoliopsida, Myrtales, Myrtaceae.